Rhododendron vialii is the source of this 1626-nucleotide messenger RNA. Its product is annotated as probable prolyl 4-hydroxylase 10. The transcript is spliced from 8 exons. Gene Ontology annotation, cellular component: endoplasmic reticulum. Gene Ontology annotation, biological process: peptidyl-proline hydroxylation to 4-hydroxy-L-proline. Gene Ontology annotation, molecular function: iron ion binding; procollagen-proline 4-dioxygenase activity; L-ascorbic acid binding. Bases 336 to 1208 code for a protein of 290 amino acids. The record is from RefSeq and is a predicted model, not a curated record. Lineage: Eukaryota; Viridiplantae; Streptophyta; Magnoliopsida; Ericales; Ericaceae.
UUGACUCUGGUGGAAUUGGAGUUCAGCGACAUUAUCUGAACUCGAGGGGCCUAACAGAAACACCGACAUAAAAUCAUAUGGCCUUCGUACGACCAACACAAAGGACCUCCUCGGAAGAGUCGAAGUCGUCGAGUUAUGUUCUCAAAAUCGUUUCCAAAAGUCCGAACACGUUAGCUAUAUCGGGUCAAUGAACUGCCGCGCGAACACCUGACCUCGAUUUCUCUCUCUCUCUCUAGAUCUCGUUCUUCCUCCUGCAAAGCCCCAGGUUUUGCCUCGAAUUCUGCUUCCAGUUUGCCCUUGGAAAAUCCUGUCAACAGCAACAAACAACGGCAGCAAUGGCGGCGAAGGGGAGGCACUCUCGAUUCCCGUCUCGCAAAUCCUCCCCGUCCACGCUCGUCUUCACGAUCCUGAUCAUGUUCACCUUCUUCGUCCUAAUCCUUCUCGCUCUCGGAAUCCUCUCUAUUCCCGGCAGCACUUCUCCUGAUUCCCCCAGGGCGCACGAUCUCAGCACCAUCGUUCACGACACCGUCGACAGGAGUGAAGAAGAUGAUGGGGAAGGGGACCGGUGGGUUGAAGUUAUCUCCUGGGAGCCAAGAGCUUUUGUUUAUCAUAAUUUCUUGUCCAAGGACGAAUGUGAAUACUUAAUCAACCUUGGUAAACCCCAUAUGAAAAAGUCAACUGUUGUAGAUAGCGCAACUGGCAAGAGUACAGAUAGUAGGGUACGUACAAGUUCUGGUACUUUUCUGACUAGAGGGCGUGAUAAAAUAGUCCAGAACAUUGAGAAAAGGAUUGCAGAUUUUGCCUUCAUACCUGUAGAGCAUGGGGAAGGGCUUCAAAUUCUCCACUAUGAGGUUGGCCAAAAAUACGAACCUCACAAUGACUACUUUGCUGAUGAGUUUAACACUAAGAAUGGAGGUCAACGCAUUGCUACAGUUCUAAUGUACCUUUCGGAUGUUGAAGAAGGGGGUGAGACAGUAUUCCCUGCUGCCAAAGGAAAUUAUAGUUCUGUGCCAUGGUGGAAUGAGCUAUCUGAAUGCGGGAAAGGGGGACUUUCUCUUAAACCAAAGAGGGGUGAUGCAUUGCUUUUCUGGAGCAUGAAUCCUGAUGGAACCUUGGAUCCUUCAAGUUUGCAUGGUGGCUGCCCUGUUAUUAAAGGGAACAAGUGGUCUUCUACAAAAUGGAUGCGCGUCAAUGAGUACAAGGUUUAAUUUACUCUACAAAAGGUUUGCAAAUAACGAGUCAGUUUUUGGCUUCUUGUUGUAUACUUGUAUCAAAUGGUGGUAGAACAUUUUCGGGCUGGAGCUUUUUCAAGGUUCACGCAGCGAGAAUAGAUUAGGGGAAUCUCAUAAGAUCUCAAGCGCAGAACCUAGGGAGAUUGAAGUGCUGAGUACUACUAGUUGGCAUUGAGAACCGUAAUCGGAAAACGGGAUGUAUUUAGUGAAUGGGUAGAGGAAAUGAUAUUUUCAUCUCUCAGACUGUCUGUGUAUUGGAUUUUCUGUCAUAAGUUUAUCUGUCCACAUCUAUUUUACAAGGCACAAUAGAUUCCUUGUUUUCCUCACGUUACUAAUUCUAGAGAAUACCAAUAAGAAAAGUUAUUACUUAUGUAAUUUAUACAAACAUUGAGCA